Molecule: messenger RNA, 696 nt
Organism: Fraxinus pennsylvanica
Lineage: Eukaryota; Viridiplantae; Streptophyta; Magnoliopsida; Lamiales; Oleaceae
Source: the annotation of a GenBank genome assembly
AUGGGUUUCUCCGUGAACAAUUCUGGUGUUGUUUACUGUUGUUCUUACUGUUUUGACAUUACUAUAAGUAGUUCUUUGCCUGUUCUGCCAUAUCUUGAUGGCGAUAAUUAUGCCUACUGUAAAGUUCGAAUUAUAGCUUUUCUUAAGGCGUUGGAUGAACGUAUAUGGAUUUGUGUGCAAAAUGGGUGGACUCCGCCUACAAAAAUGGUUGUAAGUGUAAUUAUACCCACUGAUAUUUCUUUGUGGACCAAAACAAACUUUGAUGAAUAUAAUUGGAAUAGUAAAGGUUUGCAUGCUUUGUUUAUGGCUGUGUCUCCUAAGGAAUUUAGGAGAGUAUUUAUAUGUGAGAUAGCUAAGAAAGUUUGGGACAUUUUGGAAAUAACCCAUGAGGGUACUAAAAUUGUGAAAAACUCUAAAUUGCAAAUAUUGACGUCUAGAUUUGAAGAAUUUAGGAUGAAUGAUGAUGAGAGAUUUGAUGAGUACUAUGCUAAGUUGAACGAUAUUGUGAACUCUAGUUUUAGUCUAGGCGAAAAGAUCCUCGAGUCGAAAAUUGUUUGUAAGGUUCUUAGAUCCCUACCUGAAAAGUUUAGACCUAAGGUAACUGCAAUUGAAGAAAGUAAGGACCUAAAUAGCGUUAAGGUAGAAAAACUUGUAGGUUCCCUCCAAAUUUAUGAAUAUCACCUUAGCACAGCCUAA